AAAUUAAAAUCAGUGUACCGAACCUAACUGAAAUGCCACGUUCGAGUGGAACCCUGUCGCAGACAUCUGCGGCGAGAGGCGGACCCGGUCCUUGUAACCGCGCCGGACCAAGCCAGUCCCAACCGGCUCGUCCGACCGGAGCAAGCCAAAAGCCGCCACAAGAGAAUGGAUCCUCGUCUUCGGUCGAUGUCGAGCUGGACCACAUGGUGAUCAAUCUGGUGAAAACGGUUCUGAACCUGUCGGUCAACAAGCACCUGAUCAAGAAAGCGGAUUUGGUGAAGAAUGCCCUCGGAGGAAACGGUCGGCUGUUCGCCAAGGUCAUCGAGCAAGCCAAGGAGGAGCUGGCGGAUGUCUUCGGAUACAAGCUGGUGGAAACUGAGCGAAACAAGAGUUUCAUUUUGGUGUCGACCGUUACUUGCGGAUCCGUCAUGGAUAUGAGUGAGGAUUACCGACGAAAGUACACACUGCUCUAUCUGGUUCUGGGUUACAUCUACAUGAAGAACGGUGACGUGUCCGAGCAGGGCCUGUGGGACUUUUUGGCCAAGCUGAACAUCUCCGACGAAGGGGAGCACUCGUUCUUUGGGGAUGUUCGCAAGCUGAUCACGGAAACGUUCGUCAAGCAAGCCUAUCUGGUCCGGACCAAGCAGGUGGUCGAGGGGAUGAAUGACGAUCGGUUCUUCUACGGAUGGGGAGCUCGAGCCGAGCACGAAUUGAGCAAGAAGGACAUUCUGGAGUCGAUCUGUAAGCUGAUGGGGAAGCCGUCGAUUUGCUACAUCACGCAGCACGCGGCUGCUUAUGGGCUGAACGACGACGAUGAGGGUGACGAUUCCAUGGAUGUCACACAGAACUGAGUUAAAUUUGUAGAAAUCUAAGUACCUGCUAAAUGUUUUAAAU
Messenger RNA from Aedes albopictus (Asian tiger mosquito), 894 nucleotides. Its product is annotated as non-structural maintenance of chromosomes element 3 homolog. The record is from RefSeq and is a predicted model, not a curated record. The transcript has 2 exons. Gene Ontology annotation, cellular component: nucleus. NCBI's taxonomy places the organism in Eukaryota, Metazoa, Arthropoda, Insecta, Diptera, Culicidae. Bases 33 to 851 code for a protein of 272 amino acids.